Molecule: messenger RNA, 399 nt
Organism: Fibroporia radiculosa
Lineage: Eukaryota; Fungi; Basidiomycota; Agaricomycetes; Polyporales; Fibroporiaceae
Exons: 2
Coding region: 1-399 (132 amino acids)
Source: RefSeq, a predicted model, not a curated record
AUGCUCAUCUUGGACUCUAGCUGUCCUCAUUUUAUUGAGCCUCUGGCAGACCAUCCUCUUGUCUUGGUCUCAACAAUCAAAUUCUCCAGGUUCUACACUAAGCCCAAAGCUAUUGACUUUGGCAUGGAGGCACACAGAAUUUGGCUUGAUCCCAAAGAGAGGCAUGAUAUUGGCCAAGGAAGCAGCAAUGAUGAUAGUGACAAUCAGGGCAGCAAUCAUGCUUGCUUUCAGAACUUAGAUGCACAGCUAACCCUCAUAUGGAACCAGAUGUCCAAUGACAUCCUGAAGGUUUCAUCCAAUUUCAAGGCUUCAUCAGAUCCUCCCUACUAUAUGCUUACAGAAGCUGAAUGUUGUAUGGUCACAGAGGAGCUCUUCAAGUCAUUUGAGCUUCCUUUCUAG